Molecule: messenger RNA, 1728 nt
Organism: Solanum dulcamara
Lineage: Eukaryota; Viridiplantae; Streptophyta; Magnoliopsida; Solanales; Solanaceae
Product: vacuole membrane protein KMS1-like
Exons: 8
Coding region: 207-1457 (416 amino acids)
Source: RefSeq, a predicted model, not a curated record
AUAUUUAUCUAUGUUUUUGUCGGUUUUCUUCAAUUUUUGUAAGGGUUCGUGGGCUUGCAUUUGCAUAUAUCUGUGUCUUUUGUGAUUUUUUAUUCUUUAGGGGUUUGAGGGUGCGCAAGUCUCUCUAUUAUUUGUGGGUUUCGUUCAAAAUUUGGCUUUUUUCGUCUGGUUUUUGCUUGUCUCCUUUUGGGUGCAUCCAUAAAGUAAUGUUUGUUACAAAGGUUGUUGAUAAUGAGAAAAAAAAAGAAGGAUUCCUCGACAAACACAAUAGGGAGCUGGAGAAUCUGAGUCUGACGAAUCAGCCACUAAAGACAGUUAAAUUCUUCAGUUUAGCUGUUCUAAAGUGUCUUCAACAAUUCUCAGUUAACACUAUCAAGUGCAGCUGUCUUGUGGUCAUACUGCUAGCAGCCGCAGGUGGGAUUUUGCUUUUGACAUGUGGUAGGGCGUAUGAGGAGACACUGCAGCCUGUUCAGGAGCUUCUCAGCUAUCUACGGUUUGGACUCUGGUGGCUAGUUCUUGGUGUAGCUUCAUCAAUUGGCCUGGGUUCUGGUCUGCACACUUUCGUCUUGUACUUGGGUCCUCAUAUUGCUCUAUUCACAAUAAAAUCUGUGAGCUGCGGAAGGGUUGACAUAAAAAGUGCUCCAUAUGAUACAAUUCAAUUAAGAAGUGGUCCUUCAUGGCUGGAUAAGGACUGUUCUGAAUUUGGUCCACCAUUAUUUUCUCUACCCGGUGCACGGGUACCAUUGACCAGCAUACUAAACCAGGUUCAGUUGGAAGCUAUAUUGUGGGGUAUUGGAACAGCUCUCGGAGAGCUUCCUCCUUACUUCAUCUCUAGAGCUGCUAGGAUAUCUGGUAGUGAAGGUGAACUUAUGGAAGAUUUGGAUUCUGCUUCAAAAGAAGAUGGUGGAAUUAUCAGCAACCACUUAAAACAGAUAAAAAAGUGGCUUCUUUCUAACAGACAGUACUUGAAUUUCUUCACAAUUCUGGUUCUUGCUUCGGUGCCAAAUCCUCUGUUUGACCUUGCUGGUAUCAUGUGUGGGCAAUUUGGUAUUCCAUUUUGGAAAUUCUUUACAGCAACACUGAUCGGGAAGGCAAUUAUUAAGACUCACAUACAGACAGCAUUUAUUAUUUCAGUUUGCAACAAUCAACUGUUGGACUUGAUAGAAAAUCAAUUAGUUUGGGUGCUUGGUCUCAUUCCUGGAGUUGCCUCGUUCCUGCCAAGCAUCAUUUCCAAACUACACAUCGCUAGAGAGAAGUACAUGGCAGCAUCCCCUCCAGUGUCUAGUGUUAAGGCAAAAAAGUGGGACCUUACGCUUGGUUCAGUAUGGAACACUGUUAUAUGGCUCAUGCUCUUGAACUUCUCAGCCAAGAUUGUUAAUACAACUGCCAAGGGCUAUCUUAGAGAGCAGCAAGAAAAGGAGCUGGCCGCACUUGAAAAUAAUCAUGCUAGGGAAUAACAUAUUCAUAGUAGUUCAGUAUGUGCAAGGCUCCAAUUUAGUUGCUGGUAGUUGAUUAAAAAAAUGAUCCUUUUAGCUGCUGGUAAUAGAUUGUGGUGUACGUUUUUGAAGUGCCAUAAUCUGUUUAUUGUAUUGGAAGUUCACUGCAUGUAAGAGGGAGAGGCUUCUUUUUAUGUCCUCAUCCCCUACUUCCUUUAUACACCAAAAAUACAUCAUGUACUUGAAUCAUAAUUCAAUGACGAAAAAAAUUCAGUUCGGCAGGAUCAUCUUA